Molecule: messenger RNA, 3216 nt
Organism: Cydia pomonella (codling moth)
Lineage: Eukaryota; Metazoa; Arthropoda; Insecta; Lepidoptera; Tortricidae
Gene: Dnai2
Product: dynein intermediate chain 3, ciliary
Exons: 11
Coding region: 603-2321 (572 amino acids)
Biological process (GO): cilium movement; outer dynein arm assembly
Cellular component (GO): outer dynein arm
Molecular function (GO): dynein heavy chain binding; dynein light chain binding
Source: RefSeq, a predicted model, not a curated record
AUGUGGUGUUGACAUCUAUAUACCUUAGGUAUCUAUUUUUAUACAUAUGUAUAUACAGGCGGUAGACCUCGUCGGAGAUGGCGGGACGAACUUGAUGCCUUCGACAGAGACUGGUGGGAGACUUCCGAGGAUAGGGACACGUGGAACAAUAAGAGGGAGGCCUUUGCUCAGCAGUGGGACAAUAUGGGCUCAUAAUAAUAAUAAUGUAUCUACAGAACACAACGAACCGUAAAUGUACGAGUAAAUAGGUAGGGGCUAGGGAAAGUUCCGCUGGUUUAAAUAGAAAAUUGUACUCGUACUUCAGGUAAAAGAUCGAUCGUUGAAUUGGCAUGACACCUAAAGUACCCAAACUAUGACAUCCAAUUAUGUAUUGCUGUUUUCACUACUAUGCAUUAUUAAUAUUAAUUUUAUCAUGCCAAUGAUCAGUACAGUGGAUCAUGUGGAACGGACAAAUAGAUAAACUUGCCCUCAUGGAUAAAACAUCCAUUGAGGAUUGGGGAACACCUCAGCUAUUAGCUAUUAGUUAGUAGGUUACCUAGCGACAUCUUUAUCGAUUAAAUUUACCGGAGAGGAAGACAGCUCGUAAACAAAAUUAUCCCGUAAUGGAAAAACCAGAGAAGACUGAAAUCCAAUAUGAAUACACCAAAAAAAGAAGAGAUUUCGGGAGACAAUGCCUAUUCGAAGACUACGGACCGGAAGUGCUCAUCAAUAUACCAAACAACCCGGCGCAUUACAAGAAUUACAUAUUGCGAAAUCCAGUGCAUGUGGCUAUACAAAAUACCAGUAGCAUGUCAGAGCAUUGGGUUAAUUCUGUAAGAGCCGAAUACACGAGUUCCGGGAUAAAUCACAUAGAAGGCGGUUGGCCUAAAGAUAUAAAUAUGAAUGAUCCCGAGGCAACGCAACGCUACCGUCGCAAGAUCGAGAAAGAUGAUGCGUACAUACACGCCGUUAUGCAUUUGGGUCAUAGUAUGGAACACAACAUCCUUCAGAACCACGCAAUCGACAUGUACCAGACGUAUUAUUCCGAACUCCCCUCGAUUCCACCGGUGGAACGAAGCAGUUGCCAUACAGUGAACGUGUACAGAGAGCCAGGGACCAGAAGGCCCGUGCGAUCACUGUCGUGGCAGGCCGAUGGAGGGGCUCGAUUGGCAACUGCGUAUGCCGAUAUAGACCUGAUGAGGAAUAGUCGAACUCCGCAGGUCUCUUAUAUUUGGGAUAUAGAAAAUGCCAAUGCGCCGGAGCUAACGAUAAAACCCACGCAACCACUUCUCGAUUUGCAGUACAAUCCACGAGACCAAAAUAUACUGGUUGGAGGGAUGCUGAAUGGCCAGGUGGGUUGGUGGGAUAUGCGUAAAGGGGGCGAAGCAGCAGGUGUGUGUCCUCCUCACGUGGCCCACCGGGAUCUCGUCAGAAACGUUUUAUUUAUCAACUCGAAGACGGGCGCUGAAUUCUUCUCGUCCGGUCCUGAUGGCGUUGUAAAAUGGUGGGACACACGGAACAUGAGUGAACCAACAGAUUCAAUGAUUAUAGAUCUAGUCAAGCUUCCAACUGACACACAAAGCUUUGAAAAUUCUUUAGGAGUAUCCGCACUGGAAUACGAACCAACUAUACCUACCAGAUUCAUGGUUGGGACUGAAACUGGAGCAGUGAUAGGUGGAAAUCGUAAAGGCAAAAACCCUCUGGAGAAAUUGCCAACCAAAUAUGAAGCCCAUCUUGGUCCCGUUUACGCUCUGCAGCGAAACCCAACAUUCCUGAAAAACUUUCUGACGGUUGGCGACUGGACGGCUCGAGUAUGGAGCGAGGACUGUAGGGAGUCCUCUAUACUUUGGACCUAUUCGCAUCGUACGAAGCUCACGGAUGGUGCUUGGAACCCUAUUAGAUUUUCACUUAUGCUAGUUACGCAAUGGGAUGGAUGCUUAUCGUGCUGGGACCUGUUGCGAAGAAGGAGCGCCCCAAUAGUCACAGCACAACUAUGUGAUGAACCUUUACUGAGAGUACGGCCGCAUGAAGCGGGUCUCCUAGUGGCGUGUGGGAGUAGCAAAGGAACAGUAUAUCUGGCAGAACUGUCACAAAACUUGGGAACAGCUGACAAGAACGACAAACAGCUACUGACUUCUAUUUUAGAACGAGAAAACAAACGUGAGAGAAUACUAGAAGCACGAAUGAGAGAGUUGAGACUGCGGAUGCGUCAAGACCGCGAUGGUGGACCGCAGGCCACGGAGGCCGACCACACCGCCAACGAUAGGGACCUGGAGGAAGCUACGGCGGAGUAUAUGCAAACCGUUAGCGAAUUACAAGCCCAACAACAAAAGACACAAUGAAUAAUCAAGUUUUUCUAAUCAAAGAUUAAGUUUGUUUUUCUCGGUCUAUUUGUUUGUGGUAAGUUAUGGAAAUACUUUUCGUGAAGGUAACAAGGCUCGCCUUCGUCGCGCAUUGCGGCUAUAAUUGAGAUUUAAGAAGGACCCUUAUUAUCUAUAUAGAAAACUGUUGAACACAUACUGGAAUGCGCUAUCUCUAUGCCCUUGUCCGACAAACAUGAGCCACCAUACAUAGGUACGGCCUAACUUAUUUUUGACCCUUGACAAAAAAAGAGAAGUGUUAUAAUUAUACUUAAGGGCUCCCCGCGGUUUACAUCGAUUUUUGACUAGUUUUGAGUGGUUACUCCUACAUUUGCACUAUAAAUAGAAUUAUAAGACAAACGGCUAUCGGUUCUUUCAUCUUUUGUUUCCAUUCUGGUCUGCCGGAUUUUGAAAAAAAUGAACACUUUUUUUUAUAUUGUCUAAAAAACACUUUUUUCGUUACUCGAUUGCUGUUAAGGAUUUUACAUGUACGAAAUCUACACAUUUGGGUUCGUCUUCGACGUCUCUAAAAACUGGUCAGAGAUUUUAGUUUUAAACUAAUUAACACAAAAGUUAUGGCCAGUAAACCAGUUUUUUGGCCUAAAAUUGUUCAACUUUGAUGCCUUUGAAGUAAAUAUGUGACACUAUACUGGUUACAGCCGUUGCUGUUAAUAUGAUAAGCUAACAAAAAACAUUAGAAAACUAAGGGAUUCAGAUCGAAGGUCAUUGGCGUUGAGGACCCCCUUAAGUUCAUCGUGAAUAUCGUGUUUGUGCCAUCGAAGGUCACCAACGGAUGAACGGAUUUGAGCGCUAUUUUUGUUUAAUCAAGUGUUGUCUGUCAAUACGAUUAUUAGAUAGGUUUCAGCUCACAAGAUAG